Messenger RNA from Camelina sativa (false flax), 1806 nucleotides. Its product is annotated as sugar transporter ESL1. Gene Ontology annotation, molecular function: sugar transmembrane transporter activity. Gene Ontology annotation, cellular component: membrane. The record is from RefSeq and is a predicted model, not a curated record. Lineage: Eukaryota; Viridiplantae; Streptophyta; Magnoliopsida; Brassicales; Brassicaceae. Gene Ontology annotation, biological process: transmembrane transport; carbohydrate transport.
CCUUUUUUAACUCAGUCCUCUAAUGGACAACCCCCCAAGAUAAAGCAAAAAAGCAUAUCUAUAUUUCAAACAAAAACACUUCUUCUCAAAUACUCCAAACAUUAAAAACCUUUUAACAAAACUAUCUCUGUUUUAUUUUUUUUUUGUAAAAGAUAACGAUGUCGGAGAAUUCAAGAAACUUGGAAGCUGGUUUGUUACUUAGGAAGAAUCAAAACGACAUCAACGAGUGUCGUAUCACUCUUGUUGUGCUCUUCAGCACUUUCGUUUCUGUUUGUGGUUCUUUCUGCUUCGGUUGUGCCGCAGGUUAUUCAUCAGUUGCUCAGACAGGGAUCGAAAAUGAUUUAGGCCUCUCUGUUGCACAAUACUCCAUGUUUGGUUCUAUCAUGACUUUUGGAGGAAUGAUUGGUGCCAUCUUCAGCGGGAAGGUCGCAGAUCUCAUGGGUCGAAAAGGGACAAUGUGGUUUGCUCAAGUUUUUUGCAUCCUCGGCUGGCUUGCAGUAGCAUUCGCGCCGAACUCCAUGUGGCUUGAUGUUGGAAGACUAUCCACAGGGUUUGCAGUUGGUUUGUUAAGCUACGUGAUACCUGUUUAUAUCGCAGAAAUAACACCAAAACAUGUCCGAGGAGCGUUUGUAUUUGCUAAUCAGCUGAUGCAGAGUUGUGGGUUGUCUUUAUACUACGUCAUUGGAACUUUUAUUCAUUGGCGUAAAUUGGCGUUAAUCGGUCUCAUUCCAUGUGUUUUUCAAGUUGUGACUUUGUUCUUCAUUCCAGAGUCCCCUAGACUACUGGGAAAAUGGGGACGAGAAAAAGAAUGUAAAGCUUCAUUACAACUUCUCCGUGGAGAAGAUGCAGAUAUUUCUGAAGAAGCCAACACUAUCAGAGAAACAAUUAUUUUGUUUGAUGAAGGACCAAAAUCCCGGGUUAUGGAUUUGUUUCAGAGAAGAUAUGCUCCAUCUGUUGUUAUUGGUGUGGGGCUAAUGCUUCUCCAACAACUCUCUGGAAGCUCAGGACUUAUGUAUUAUGUCGGUAGCGUAUUUGACAAAGGAGGAUUUUCGAGCAGUAUUGGCUCAAUGAUUCUUGCAGUGAUCAUGAUACCAAAAGCUCUAUUGGGUUUGAUUUUGGUUGAGAAAAUGGGACGGAGGCCGCUUUUAUUGGCUUCUAAUGGUGGAAUGUGUUUUUUCAGCUUGCUCCUCAGUUUUACCUUCUGUUUUCGGUCAUAUGGCAUACUUGAUGAGCUAACUCCGAUUUUCACAUGUAUUGGUGUAGUGGGUUUCAUCUCUGCAUUUGCCGUAGGCAUGGGAGGCUUACCAUGGAUCAUCAUGUCUGAGAUAUUCCCAAUGAAUGUUAAAGUUUCUGCUGGGACUCUGGUUACUUUGGCCAACUGGUCCUUUGGUUGGAUUGUAGCUUUCGCCUACAACUUCAUGCUAGAAUGGAACGCUUCAGGAACGUUCUUGAUCUUCUUUGCUGUAUGUGGUGGGGGUGUAGCCUUUAUUUACGCUAUGGUACCCGAAACUAAAGGAAGAACAUUGGAAGAUGUACAAGCUUCUCUCACAGAUUUUCUACAAUGAGAUUGAGUUUCACCCUGUUCAUAAUUAUUAUUCUUUUUUUGGAUUACAAGUGGAUGGAGGUUUAUAGUUUAUUUUUGUUGUAAUUGUUACCUCAAUUGAUGCGAUAGAGAAAAGAGAUCCCUUUAACAUAAGGUUUAGAUAUCUCUCUUUCUCUCUCUCUUCAGUUUCUAAAAGUUAUUCCCACUUAAUGUACAGUAAUGUUACACAAAAGAGAAGUUAUAAAAUUGUUUUUAAGUUACUC